Symphalangus syndactylus (siamang) is the source of this 3197-nucleotide messenger RNA. RefSeq names its product mitochondrial ribosomal protein L20 (gene MRPL20). Gene Ontology annotation, cellular component: ribosome. Lineage: Eukaryota; Metazoa; Chordata; Mammalia; Primates; Hylobatidae. Gene Ontology annotation, molecular function: rRNA binding; structural constituent of ribosome. Gene Ontology annotation, biological process: translation. The record is from RefSeq and is a predicted model, not a curated record.
GCGGAGGCUGCAAUGAGCCAACAUCGCGCCACUCUACUCCAGACUGGGUGACAGUGAGACUUCAUCUGAAAAAAAAAAAAGUAUAGUUUUUCUUCUUCUUCUUGUUUUUUGAGACGAGGUCUUCAUCUGUCACCCAGGCUAGAGUGCAGUGGUGCGAUCGUGGCUCACUGCAGCCUUGGCCUCCCGCGUUCAAGCAAUCCUCCCACCUCAGCUGGGAUUACUGGGGCCCGCCACCACGCCCGGCUACUUUUUGCAUUUUUAGUAGAGAUGGGGUUUCACCAUGUUGGCCAGGCUGGUCUUCAAUUUCUGACCUCAGGUGAUCCACAUGCCUUGGCCUCCCAAAGUGUUGUGCAGAGCCACUGCACCCGACCUCCUCUUCUUAUUUUUUUUCUUUGAGAUGGGAGUUUUGCUCGUUUCCCAGGCUGGAGUGCAACGAAUGGCGGGAUCUUGGCUCACUGCAAACUCUGCCUUCCAGGUUCAAGGGAUUCUCCUGCCUCAGCCUCCUGAGUAGUUGACCAUGUUGGUCAGCGUGGUCAUUUAAGGUCAGGAGUUCGAGACCAGCCUGGCCAACAUUGUGAAAUCCCGUCUCUACUAAAAAUACAAAAAUUAGCUGGGAGUGGCAGUGCACACCUGUAAUCCCAGAUACUCGGGAGGCUGAGGCAGGAGAAUCGCUUGAACCGGAGGGGCAGAGGUUGCAGUCAGCCGAGAUCGCACCUUUGUGCUCUAGCCUGGGCGACGGAGCGAAACUCCGUCUCAAAAACAGAAAAAAAAAAAAAAAAAAAGACACAACAACAAAUGCAGUGCGUUACCCUGGACUGAAUCCUCAACAGGGAAAAAAAGGUAUAAAAGACAUUUGAGGUGAGUUAAAUCUGGACUGUGGGCUGGGUCCGGAUUUUGAUCAUUGUACCGUGUGUUUUUUUUUUUUUUUUUUUUUUUUUUUUGAGACAGAGUCUCGCUCUGUCGCCCGGGCUGGAGUGCAGUGGCGCAAUCUCGGCUCACUGCAAGCUCCGCCUCCCGGGUUCACGCCAUUCUCCUGCCUCAGCCUCUGAGUAGCUGGGACUACAGGCGCCCGCCACCGCGCCCGGCUAAUUUUUUGUAUUUUUUAGUAGAGACGGGGUUUCACCGUGGUCUCGAUCUCCUGACCUCGUGAUCCGCCCGCCUCGGCCUCCCAAAGUGCUGGGAUUACAAGCGUGAGCCACCGCGCCCGGCCCGUGUGGUUCUUAAGAGUAAAUACACAGCAAAAUGUUUAGGUUAUCUCCAACUUCUCAAACGGUUCAGGAAAAAAAUCCAGUAUGUUUAUAUUUAUAGAGAGAAUGACUCAAAAAUGGAGCAAAACGUAAACAGUAGGUGAACUUGGUUCGAGAGUAUUAAACAAAUGAAGCAAAUGAAAACAACUGGCACAUUUUGGUAGCGAACACUGGGGAGUUUUCCUUGUACUAGUAUUCCAACUUUUCUACGAUUUAAAAAAUAUCCAGUAUAAUAAAAUGUUAUAAAGAAACUGCACACCUCCCACCAAUGUUUCGGUAAUAUAGCAGAAAUAUAAAACUACACAUAAUGUAAAACUUUUUUUUUCUUUUUUUGGGACAGACUCUGGCUCUGUUGCCCAGGCUGUUGUGUGGUGGUGCAAUCUGAGCUCACUGCAGCCUCCACCUCCAGAGCUCAGACGAGCCUCCCGUCUCGGCCUCCUGAGUAGCUGGGACCUCAGGCGCGCGCCACCACCGCUGCCGGCUAAUUUUUUAAAAAUUUUUUGUAGAGAUGGGGGGUCUCACUAUGUUGCCCAGGAUGGUCUUGAACGCCUGGACUCAAGUGUUCCUCCCCGCUCGGCCUCCGAAAGUGCUGGGAUUACAGUCAUCGGCACCACAGCGGUCACAUUUACCAUUUCGAAGCUUAGAAUUUCCAGGGCGGGCGCGGUGGCUCAGGCCUGUAAUCCCAGCAGAGGCCAGGACUCCGAGAGCAGCCUGGCCAACGCAGGAAGACCCGCCCCCUACAAAAAACACAAAAAAUUAGCCGGGGGUGGCGGCGCGGGCCUGACGUGCCAGCUACAAGGGAGGCAGAGGCCGCGGCGAGCCGAGGUCGGGCCGCUGCACCCCAGCCAGGGCGACCGGGCGAGACCCCGUCUCAAAAUGAGUAAGUAAACAAAGUGCAGGGUUCAGAGGCAACGGGCACUUUCACAGCGAUACGACUAUCUCCACCUCGGUUCCUGAAUAUCCUCGUGGCCCUAGAGGGCGGCCUGGGCCUCCCCGGCCGCGGCGCCCCUGACCCGGGUCCGCUGCCCUCACGGCGCCCUCGGAGCCACAGCUGCGGCCUGGGCCGUGCUCCGGGACGGCCCGCGCUGCGCUGAUGUUUAUCCAUCGUCCGUGCAUGACCACGGGCGCUGCGGCCUCGUUCUCCUGUCAGUCCCCGCCGCGGCCCCACAUCCGUUCCCCAACACGCGCCACCACCGUGAGUUCAGAGGCGCAGCCGGGAACCCGGGGGCUGACGGGAGGCGACCUUCGCCCCGGAAGUCAUCGCAGGCGCUGACCCGGAAGCGCUCGUGACCGCCAUUUCCGACCCGGGCAAGAUGGCAGCCGCGCGGUGCGUGCGUUGAGUAUCCGGGACGUCGGCCCGCAGGCGCCAUGGUCUUCCUCACUGCGCAGCUCUGGCUGCGGAAUCGCGUCACCGACCGCUACUUUCGGAUCCAGGAGGUGCUGAAGCACGCCAGGCACUUCCGAGGGAGGAAAAACCGCUGCUACAGGUUGGCGGUCAGAACCGUGAUUCGAGCCUUUGUGAAAUGCACCAAAGCCCGAUACCUGAAGAAAAAGAACAUGAGGACCCUCUGGAUUAAUCGAAUUACAGCUGCUAGCCAGGAACAUGGACUGAAGUAUCCAGCGCUCAUUGGCAAUUUAGUUAAGUGCCAGGUGGAGCUCAACAGGAAAGUCCUAGCGGAUCUGGCCAUCUACGAACCAAAGACUUUUAAAUCUUUGGCUGCCUUGGCCAAUAGGAGGCGACACGAAGGAUUUGCUGCUGCCUUGGGGGAUGGGAAGGAACCUGAAGGCAUUUUUUCCAGAGUGGUGCAGUACCACUGAGGACUGUUGCUGUGUUGAUUAGGAAAAGAUACAGAGUAACUUGCAGUUUGAUUUGUACUUUUGUUUAGCUACAUCCCAAUAACAGACAUGAGGGAAGGCCCCGUCUCUCUGGGACAGAGCCUCACAGGUGAA